Tribolium castaneum (red flour beetle) is the source of this 1676-nucleotide messenger RNA. Its product is annotated as damage-control phosphatase ARMT1. Bases 268 to 1647 code for a protein of 459 amino acids. The record is from RefSeq and is a predicted model, not a curated record. Gene Ontology annotation, molecular function: phosphatase activity. Gene Ontology annotation, cellular component: nucleus. NCBI's taxonomy places the organism in Eukaryota, Metazoa, Arthropoda, Insecta, Coleoptera, Tenebrionidae. The transcript has 7 exons. Gene Ontology annotation, biological process: DNA damage response.
UGUGCAAUUGAAUAAUUUAUUUUUUCUUUCUGAAAGGGUCUGAAUGUGCCCUAAUUAAGUAUACUUUUUUUACACAAUCAUGCUUGCAUUUUUACUUGUUGUUAUAAACCUAACCUCAAAAUUGUACCAUUAUUUUCAGGCCUUGUCCUUUCCUGACCUUAAAAGUCGCUUUAACACUGUAGGUCAGUUCCGCUAUUUUAAUUUUAUCAAGCUUAUGUAAAGUUUUAAUACCAACUCAUAUUCGAACAGUGAUAAUCUCGUUUCAUAAUGUUUUGCACAAUUUCGUUGUUGACAGGUUUGGAGUUCUUAUUUUUGCUACUCAAAAUGUGCGACUGCAGUCCGCAAAGUAUGGAUUUAAAGACACCACGCAAUGUUUACCUAACUGCGUUCUACAAAAGGAGUUUUGCUCACCACACAGUCAAAAAUCGCAUGCCAGUUAUUUUAACUCAAGUCAUUGAUGGUCUUGCUAGAAAUAAGGAAGAAAUAGCUAAUGCACAUGGUGAAGAAGGUCAAAAUGAUCUUAAAUCAGUAAUUGGUGAGCUCUCCAAAUUGAAAUACGAAAUCCAAACGAAUAAAUCGCUGAGAAAAAUUGUAUCCGAUGCUCCAGAUGUGAAAUUUUACAACGAUUACAUUACUGGACAAUCUGACAAAGACGGAAAUGUUACGUUUUUUUCCGUAAUAUGGCUGUUAUCUGAAUGUUAUAUGUACAGAAGAAUCAGAGAAGCAUUUGAAGUGACAAAUACAUUAAAAAAUUAUGAUCCAUUUUUGAAGCAGAAGAGGGAUUCCCAUUUCCAAGCAUUACCUGUUAUGGCCAAACUUGCCCAGUACUUGAUAGAAGUUUUAGAAAAGUCGGACGAACCUAAGAAAGAGGACUUUAUUCAUUUGUUAAAAAUUAAUUUAUGGGGCAACAAAUGUGACUUGUCUUUAUCAAAUGGUGAAAUGACUUCAAACACUGACGAUUUAUUUAAUUUGGAGAGUUUAGAGCCGAAUAUUUUGUGCGAUCAUUCUGAAAAAGUAUGGAUGGCGGUUUCUGGUGCACAAUCAUCGGCGAUUAUAGAUAUCGUGUUGGACAAUUCUGGCUAUGAACUUUUUACCGAUUUAUGUAUCGCUGAUUAUUUAACUACAAAGAAACUAGCUUCAAAAAUCCGAUUUUACGUAAAAACCAUCCCUUGGUUCAUUUCCGAUGUCAUGGCCACCGACUUUCGAUGGACGAUAGAUCAUUUGAGAAUGAACGUGGACGAAUAUCUGAGACAGGUGGGCAUUAAAUGGUUCAACUAUGUCGCAAAUGGAACAUGGGUUGUUAUUGAAGACAACUUCUGGACUUUACCGGUCGAUUUUUCUUACAUGCGUGACGUGAAACCCGAGCUGUACAAAGAAUUGGCCAAAGCAACACUCGUAAUAUUUAAGGGAGAUCUAAACUAUAGAAAAUUGUUUGGUGAAAAAAACUGGGAUCCCACCACUCCGAUUGAUGAAGCAUUGCAAAAUUUUAAUCCGACGAAACUCUGUACCUUACGAACGAUUAAAGCUGAUAUUGUCUGCGGUUUGCCACAAGGUUUAGCCGAAAAAAUGGAGGCUAUAACCGAAAAAUGGAUGGAGACGGGCGAUUAUGGGCUUAUACAGUUUUCCGAAAAAAUUGUCUCUGUUUAAUUUUUGAUCUAAUAAAUCACAUAUCAUGA